Lotus japonicus is the source of this 1071-nucleotide messenger RNA. RefSeq lists its product as uncharacterized. The record is from RefSeq and is a predicted model, not a curated record. Bases 312 to 821 code for a protein of 169 amino acids. The transcript is spliced from 2 exons. NCBI's taxonomy places the organism in Eukaryota, Viridiplantae, Streptophyta, Magnoliopsida, Fabales, Fabaceae.
CCCCCCUAUGGGGCUCUCCGCCCCACUUAAAGUGGGGAAAUUACUGGAACGCCCCCCUUUAAUAGAAUACGGAAGACACAUUUCCGUAUUGAAUACGGAAGUUUAAUAUCCGUAUUAUAUUAGUAUGUAAACCGGCAAGGGUUUAUUCAAACCCAUUUCAAACCCAUUUCCGUAUUUUGCCAAGCUCUUCUCCCCUCUUCAACCUUCGAUCUCUGUCGCUCCCCUUGCUUGAACCGUGUACUUGAAAGGUUCCAUCAUCUCCAUCAAAGCUCUUCACAACCCCAUUCUCAGAAUUGAAACCUAGAGUGAGAAUGAAGAACAGAAAGAGGUCUCAUGCUUCUAGUGAGGAUGUCGGGGCUACUGAGGAUAGACACCGGCGGUUACAUGCUUCUAGCCGGCGCGGCGAUCAUGCUGCAACCUCUCAGGCGGUGGAGGCUUCAGCUCCAGUUGUUUCUCCGCCGUCUCCCAUGAUUGAGGUUCCUCUGGUUGAUUAUCCGCCGUCUCCCACGGUUGAGAUACCUACAGUUGUUUCUCCGCCCUCUCCCAUGGUUGAGUCAUCAGGCGAGGAGUCCUCAGGCGAGGAGUCCUCAGGCGAGGAGUCUUCCGGCGAGGAGUCAUCAGGCGAUGCCUCAUCCGGCAUGGGAGGAUCUGACGAGGAUAGUAUUCCUCCGCCUACUGUUGAUGCUGAUGUCCUGCCGCCAGAGCAGGGGGAGCAGGGGGCACAGGGUGGCGAGGAGGACCUGAUCCAGAGGUUGCCGCCGUUUCCGGGGGGGCCUUCAUACACUCCAGUGCCCAAACGUAGUCAUCUGUGCCCUCAUUAACAAUGUAGCAAAAGGCUAUGGAGUAUGUCUUAUCUGUGGAAGUCAGUCCAACAAUCUCAAGCAAGGGAAUUGCAUAUUUGUUUGUCUUGUAUGUGCAAUCCAUAAUCACUACAUAUGGAAAUGUGUUGAACAGUUUGAUAGCAUUUGGAUGAGCCCAAAAUACAUCCCUAAUGACUUCCGAUCCAGGCUCAUGUCUUUCAAAGUGGACAUACUUGUCACCGUCCAACUUCUUCAACAAGUGUUGCAUUUC